UCCCGUCCCGGGCUCGCCCCGCGGCUCUCGGUGCCCCCUGCCCACGGCCGUGUCCCGGAGCCCCGCGCGGGGCGGGGGCCGCACCGGGGGCUGCGCGGCCGCGGCUCCGCCAGCGCCGGGCGGGGCCAGGGGCAGCGCGGCGGGGCCGCACACGGCGCCUGUGCCGAGGGGCAGGGCCGGGGAGGCGGGCGGCCCCCCGCUCCCCUCCCUCCGCUUCCCGUCCCUGCCCCUUCCCCCAUGGCGGCGCUGGGCGCCUCGGCGCGGCUGGCGGCGGCGGCGGCGCUGUGAGCAGCGGGCCGGGCGGGCAUGGCGGGCCGCGGCCGCCGCGCCUGGCUCAGCGUCCUGCUGGGGCUGGUGCUGGGCUUCGUGCUCGCAUCGCGCCUCGUCCUGCCCCGCGCCUCCGAGCUGGCGGCGGCGGCGCGGCCCCACCGAGCCCGCCCGCAGGGCUGCCGCCCGCCGCCCGCCGCCGCCGCCGCCGCCCCGCCGCGCCGCCCCGGCCCGCCGGCACAGAGCUUCCUCUUCGUGGGGGUCAUGACGGCGCAGAAGUACCUGCGGAGCCGCGCCGUGGCCGCGCACCGAACGUGGUCCAAAACCAUUCCUGGCAAGGUCGAGUUCUUCUCCAGCGAGGGUUCGGACACCUCCAUCCCCAUCCCCAUCGUGCCCCUUCCAGGCGUAGAUGACUCCUACCCACCCCAGAAGAAAUCCUUCAUGAUGCUCAAAUACAUGCAUGACCACUACUUGGACAAAUACGAAUGGUUCAUGAGGGCCGACGACGACGUUUACAUCAAAGGGGACAAACUGGAGAACUUCCUCAGGAGCCUGAACAGCAGCGAGCCGCUGUUCCUGGGCCAGACCGGCCUGGGCACCACGGAGGAGAUGGGGAAGCUGGCGCUGGAGCCGGGCGAGAACUUCUGCAUGGGGGGCCCGGGGGUGAUCAUGAGCAGGGAGGUGCUGCGGAGGAUGGUGCCCCACAUCGGCGAGUGCCUGCGGGAGAUGUACACCACGCACGAGGACGUGGAGGUGGGGCGCUGCGUGCGCCGGUUCGCGGGCGUGCAGUGCGUCUGGUCCUACGAGAUGCAGCAGCUGUUCUACGAGAACUACGAGAAGAACAAAAAAGGCUACAUCCGAGACCUGAGGAACAGCAAAAUACACCGAGCUAUAACGCUGCACCCCAACAAGAACCCCCCGUACCAGUACAGGCUGCACAGCUACAUGCUGAGCCGCAAGAUCGCCGAGCUGCGCCACCGCACCGUGCAGCUGCACCGCGAGAUCGUGCUCAUGAGCAAGUACAGCAACACCGAAAUCCACAAGGAGGACCUGCAGCUGGGCAUGCCGCCCUCCUUCAUGCGGUUCCAGCCCCGCCACCGGGAGGAGAUCCUGGAGUGGGAGUUCCUGACGGGGAAGUAUUUGUACUCGGGUGCCGACGGGCAGCCGCCUCGGAGAGGGAUGGACUCGUCGCAGCGCGAGGCGCUGGAUGACAUCGUUAUGCAGGUGAUGGAAAUGAUCAACGCCAACGCCAAGACGCGGGGCAGGAUCAUUGAUUUCAAGGAAAUCCAGUACGGAUACCGCAGGGUGAACCCCAUGUACGGAGCAGAGUACGUGCUGGACCUGCUGCUUCUCUACAAGAAGCACAAGGGGAAGAAGAUGACGGUCCCCGUGAGGAGGCACGCGUACCUGCAGCAGACCUUCAGCAAGAUGCAGUUCAUGGAGCACGAAGAGAUGGACGCCAAAGAGCUGGCCAGCAAAAUCAACCAGGAUUCUGGGUCCUUGUCCUUCCUCUCCAACUCGCUGAAGAUGUUUGUUCCCUUCCAGCUCAGCAGGUCCAAAGCAGAAAGGAAAGAGCUCAAAGACAAGAAGAUCAACAUCCUGAUCCCUCUCUCCGGACGCUUCGACAUGUUUGCAAGGUUCAUGGGGAAUUUUGAAAAGACGUGCCUCAUUCCAAACCAGAACGUCAAGCUGGUUGUCCUGCUUUUCAACUCCAACUCCAACCCCGACAAAGCGAAGCAGAUCGAGCUGAUGAGAGAUUAUCGCUCCAAAUACCCCAAGGCUGACAUGCAGGUCCUGCCGGUGUCGGGGGAGUUCUCAAGGGCACUGGCUCUGGAAGUCGGAUCUUCUCAGUUCCAGAACGAGUCUUUACUUUUCUUCUGUGAUGUUGACUUGGUGUUUACCACAGAAUUCCUCCAGCGGUGUAGAGCCAAUACAGUUUUGGGUCAGCAAGUGUAUUUUCCCAUCAUUUUUAGUCAGUAUGAUCCAAAGAUUGUUUAUAGUGGAAAGGUUCCUAGUGACAAUCAUUUUGCCUUCACUCAGAAAACAGGUUUCUGGAGGAACUAUGGCUUUGGUAUCACCUGUAUUUACAAAGGUGACCUUCUUCGAGCGGGUGGCUUUGAUGUCUCCAUCCAAGGUUGGGGCCUUGAAGAUGUAGAUCUAUUUAACAAAGUCAUUCAAGCUGGCUUAAAAACUUUCAGAAGCCAAGAAAUUGGAGUAGUCCAUGUGCAUCACCCUGUUUUUUGUGACCCUAAUCUUGAUCCAAAACAAUAUAAAAUGUGCUUGGGGUCCAAAGCUUCAACUUAUGGGUCUACACAACAGCUGGCUGAAAUAUGGUUUGAAAAAAACGACCCAAAUUUUGGGAAAAGCAGCAAUACUAAUGGCUCAGUGAGGACAGCCUAAUGUCCAGCUAUGCUGGAAAAGACUUUUUUUUUAAUUAUCUAAUUUAUUUUUGGGAAAAUGUUUUUUGAUAAUUCACUUUUAAAAGACCACACAGGAUAUAUUUUAGAAAUCAUCGUUGUUUUCUUACAAAGCGCUCGUUUUGAGAAGAACAAGGCCCUUGGGUUUUUUUGUUGUUGUGUUUUUGGUUUUGAACAAAACUGUGAUCAGUAUUUGCCUUCAAAAAAAAAAAAAAGAAAAAAAAAUAAUUGUUUAAGAGUUAAUCUGAUCAGCGGAAAUCUGACUUGAAUUAGAAUUUCCUUAUGAACAAAAGAUUGUUUCCUACCGUUUCCGUUGCCGUCUUCAUGGCUGGGAUUCUGUAAAUGUGGACCUGAGCGUGCAAAGCCAAGUGACAAAACGCUGUGUCUAAAUGUUUUUGGUGUGACUGCUACCGUGCAAGGAUUCUGCUCCUUUGGUUCAGGAUUUGCCAUUAAUUUUCAAAUUGCGUUAGAAAAUCCGAGUCGCUGUGGCGAUGAGAAGGGGUGGUAAUCGCAGGAGGGUUUGGUUGGGGUUUUUUUCGCUAACAGCUGAUUAUUUCAGUUUAAAAAUACACUUCCACUUAUUAUGGGCAGGCAAGGGAGGGAAAGUAAGCACAAGCUGUGAUCCGAUCAGUCCUUGUAGAAAUAUUUGUGUUUGAUAUUGGGUCCAUACACGGGCGGAGGGUUUGGGGAAUCGCGGUGGGUUCUGUGUUUUGUGCUCAGCCGCCCUCCUAGGGCUGAGCGAUGCGACCAGGAAAUGCUGGAGCCCGAGGAGCGAGGGGAAGGGGCUGGGAAAUGGGAAUCUCUGGCAGCCAAACGACAGCACACAACGAUCAAUCCAAGAUCCCUGAGGAGAACUCGGAGAACUCCCCCGCUCCGAGCGUCCCGCGCCCGAUCGCGGCCAUUUCGUUCAGUCACGUGAUGUUAACGGGAACAAUUAUUACAUUUGAUUACUAGUUUUGUUUUGGGAUUCUUCUUUUUUUUUUUUUUUUUCAGUAUCUGCUAGACCGUUAAUUUAUUUAAUAUCCAUUGUUUUAGGUUCUUGACCUUUCCUUGAAUAUCUGUUAGUCAUUUUAAUAUUUUAUAUAUAUAUAUAUGUGUGUGUAAAUAUAUAUAUAUAUAUUAGGAAUGUAUUGCAUCUUCUCACUGAUAAGGUAGUGUACAUCAUACAGUAAAUGAUCUCCAAAGAUUACUUUCUAAAAUAUUUUUUCAUGAAUCCUUUUUUUUCCCCCCAACAUUCCUUUAACAUUUUUGGAAUGACUUCAGUGAGUUUAGGAAUUUUUUCGUAUUCUAAGAGGAACUGGGGAUGAGGAGGCUGAAUACAAGGAAAGUAUGAUCCCUAUGAGUUAACACCUAGCAAGGUAAGAGAAAAUACGUGAAAUAAAGUGCCUUAAAGCCAGAUAGGGAACCCUGUACACUGAGACUUAGACAGUGACUGGACUUUGUCAUUGAAGCAGAUGAUCUCUUGGGACUUAUGUACCUGUAAAUAUCCUGCUCAGCAGAAACAAAAAAAUAAAAACCAGCGAACAAUAUAUUUUUCUAUUGUAUCCUCCAGCCCCAUUUCAUCUCAUUGCCCUCAGUUCCACUUCACCCACUCUUUGGGAAGUGGAGGCAAGUGAAGGAAUGGAGAAAACCCAAGGCUUAGGUGGUUGUUGCCACGUUUGAAGGGAUCUUACAGAGCGAUUGCUGUUCCAGUAGAAGAAAUAACCAUUGUUUACAUGUGUAUGGAGUAUGAACUGCAACUAGCAUAGAGUCUGUGUCUUACAAUGUUCAUCAUUUCUGGUGACAGUCCCAACGAUGUAGGUGCAUGGAAAAUUUUUCUUUUCCUUCUCUCUUUUUUUUUUCUUUCUUUCUUUCCUUUUUUUUUUUUAACUUGCUUCUAAGAUGCAAUAAAGAUUUUUUUAUUUGCAA
Molecule: messenger RNA, 4592 nt
Organism: Prinia subflava (tawny-flanked prinia)
Lineage: Eukaryota; Metazoa; Chordata; Aves; Passeriformes; Cisticolidae
Gene: CHSY1
Product: chondroitin sulfate synthase 1
Exons: 3
Coding region: 307-2667 (786 amino acids)
Cellular component (GO): Golgi cisterna membrane
Molecular function (GO): glucuronosyl-N-acetylgalactosaminyl-proteoglycan 4-beta-N-acetylgalactosaminyltransferase activity
Source: RefSeq, a predicted model, not a curated record